Messenger RNA from Microplitis mediator, 843 nucleotides. RefSeq lists its product as uncharacterized. The transcript is spliced from 3 exons. The record is from RefSeq and is a predicted model, not a curated record. NCBI's taxonomy places the organism in Eukaryota, Metazoa, Arthropoda, Insecta, Hymenoptera, Braconidae. The coding region runs from base 1 to 843 and encodes 280 amino acids.
AUGGCAACGAUUGCUAUGGAUACUGUAGUCAUGGCAAUGGUUGUUAUGGGGACUGUUAAUAUGGCAACGGUUGCUAUGGAGAUGGUCAUGUUACCGCGCAAAAACCUUCUCGAGCCAAAACCGUCAUUUUUCAUCUCAAAAAAUGUAAACCAUACUAAUUAUCCGAGUCAACGGUUUAUUACAUCAAAAUUAGAAAAAAUUUCUGAACCUAUAAAUAUAAUAAAAACACAUAAUACGGAUUUGACAUCAAAUAAUAAAGAAGUAAAUCUAUCAAAUAAAAUAAAUCCGUUGAAUAAAACGAGCAACAGUGAAUUAUCAUCGUCAAUAAUUGGUAUAAAUAAUUUACAUCCCCAUGAUGAUAAUGACACUUAUGAUUAUCAGUAUGAUGAUUUAGACAAUAAUACUUCAAAAACUAUGUAUAAUAAUAACAAUAACAAUAAUAAUACUUAUGACAAAUUUGAUCAGGUCGAUUAUGAAAAUCAUAUAGAUAUUUUGAAUGACACACUUGCGAAUACGGAUCAUGACAACAAUCAUAUCUUUAUUAACACUUCUUGUAUCUCAACCAACAAUAUUCGUGAUAAAGACCAUGAGAUUGAUGACGAUGAUGAUAAUGGGUAUCCCGAAGCAGGGAUUAUGUUAGAUGUACCUCAACUAGAUGUUAAUAAAAUUAGGCAUCACGGAGAUGAAAGAUAUGAAGAAAAAACCUCCAUCAAUAGUUUUGGUGACACCUCUGCUGAAAGUGAUGAUGAUUUGUCGAUCGAAUAUAAUUUUUAUGAUAAUCAUUGGCGGUGGCGACCAAUAAGAAAUAAAGAACGUGGAAAUAAAAAACCAGAUAUGAAAUAA